GAAAUGACUAUUUAGAGAGUUCUAAACAUCGGGAUCAAGAUACAGAAAAUGGCAGCGAACACGAUUUUGACGUUUGUACACAAGGGAAGCUAUGGCAGAUUGGCGACAUCUGCCAAACUUUUACAGAGUAGAGCAGUCGUUUAUUCAUAUUCUAAAUGCCAUGAGCGAUCAGUUUUUUCAUCUCCACAUAUGCCUCCAAAUCCUACAGUGAAGUACAAAAAGGAGAGAGCUCGAAAAGUUAUGAUCCAGCAGUAUGAAAAAAUUGAGGAAAAACCCGACAAAUACAAGGUAAAACAACCAACCUACACAUAUACAAAGUCAAAGGAAAUAGGCGUCACAACUAUAGGUGACAUUAUCAACCCCCAUAUUCCAUUGGAGAGUGAUGCAAAAUAUGGCUUGACUAAAAAAGAGAAAGUUGAUGCUGCCAGGAAAGAUGUAUUUAAUAGAAUCUCUAAGAUCCGAUUUAUGAGGCACAUCAAAAAGUAUGAUCCAACAUUCAAUCAAAAGGAAUUCCUCGCACAAGCCCAUCAUAUCUACAUACAGGCACAUAAAUGCAUCGAAAGAUUAAGGGAGAAUGAUGAAGAACUGAUGGAUUAUGUGACCCAGCACGUCUAUGGACAAAUGACGAAAGGCAUGAUGGACAAAACUCUCCACUGGGAGUUUGUAGAGUCGGUGGAACAGCCUAAAAUCGUAACAGCUGCUGGGGGAGCAGUGGUCAGCAAGGACAACGCCUUUGGCCAGUUAACAGUUAGAUUCCAUACCUUACAGAAACUCGCCAUCUAUAAUCGAUUUGGAAGAUUGACCUAUGGCGAUAGUGAAAAACCGCGGUACAUGCUGGAAUAUGUUGUGUUUGAAAAACACAUCUCAGACACGGAGGGCAAAUGGAGGAUUGCUGGCAAAGUGACACCCGAGUGGAAAACAAAGGGCUUUACCUUCCUUCACACUUGGAAAGAGGACAAAGAAAGCCUACUGGAGGAAGAACAUGAGCCAUAUGUUAUUCACAGAUUCAAUCCCGAAUACCCUGAUGAAAUGACAGCUCGUGAAGAAACCACUGAUGAACAAACUAACAUUGUGUCCGAAACAAAUGUAUCUGAUAGUAAGGAAACUACAAGCACUGUUUAAUAGAAAUUAAAGUAUAUGAAAAAUCUA
Magallana angulata is the source of this 1149-nucleotide messenger RNA. RefSeq names its product 39S ribosomal protein L45, mitochondrial-like. Gene Ontology annotation, cellular component: mitochondrion. The record is from RefSeq and is a predicted model, not a curated record. The transcript is spliced from 8 exons. NCBI's taxonomy places the organism in Eukaryota, Metazoa, Mollusca, Bivalvia, Ostreida, Ostreidae. The coding region runs from base 49 to 1122 and encodes 357 amino acids.